Messenger RNA from Penicillium brasilianum, 1671 nucleotides. The record is from the annotation of a GenBank genome assembly. Lineage: Eukaryota; Fungi; Ascomycota; Eurotiomycetes; Eurotiales; Aspergillaceae.
AGACGUGAUGCAACGGUGGAACCCGAAAGGCUGAACGUAUCCAGUGGCCGUUCUCUGCUCCCCAGUUGAUCCUGAUCCGCACGCUAGCAUCAGAUCUGCCCAAGUGUAUCUGCGAUCUCCCAGAGCUAGUACCUGCUUUGAUCACCCCCUUCCCUGGGUCCAUUACGUACCCAACGUUCUACAACCGAGGAGGCCGUAGAAUAAUCCCAUUAUUUUUUUUCUCAACCCCCACUAUCCAUCUCCCCAUUUCCUGGAACGUGUUACUGCAAGGAUCUCUGUGCAGAUGCCGACGGUCCACUUUCCCCGGCCGGAUGAUCUCUCGCCGUUUCUUGUUUGUCCCUUUCUAUCAAUGAAUCCCGUUGUAUGCUUUCAUUGGGCUGGAUUUUUCGAAUUUUGUGAUUUAUUUUCGCUCCCUUUAUUUUGACUUUUAGUCGAUCUGCUCUGGAUUUCUGAUCUCCAAUUUGUGAUGCACACACAGCAUUGACGGCCGCCUUGACUAGAUCCCGGAAAGACGGUCACCGAUUCAUUGAUGCGCUCAUCACUCCGGUACUUUGGCCGGUGGCGACAUCUACUAGCUCCAUCAUUUUUCAAGGCCUAAUCUGGAACUAUGAAAGCCGUGAUAUAGUUGGCAGCAAAUGGGUCUCGGCCGCUUGCCGGGAGGUAUAUGAAGACCGGAUGAAGCACUUCAGUCAAGAAACCCUUUUACCAAGCAUCAUUCUUCCGAAUUCAAAUCCUUCAUAAUUCUAAGCUUUCCGCUACAUCAACCUUUCUUGUCAACCUCAGUCUCCGUUGAUGAACGGUCCCUGCUACCCCUCCAAACUAUAUCGCCAGAUCCACUCCAUUUAUACUCUCACCAACUCUGUGAUCCUUUCGUUCCCCGAUUGGUUCAGAGCAGUUCCCUUGAACAUCGGUUUUCAUAUUCGCCGAAAGAUUUAGUCCAACCUAAAACUAUCAGAUCUCUCAAGAACAAUGGCUGCUCCUCGUGAAUUCGGUUUGACAUUCGAAGCUGCCCCGCCAGCCGCAGUCCGCCCCGGUCUCCCCUUCACUGUCCCCGUCAUAGUCGCCGUACGACCUAUCGGAACACCCUCUCGCACAGUCCAACUCGUCGCCAGCGCCAGUCUCCGCAACGAAACCAGUACCAGCACCGCCAUUGGCCUCGGCGGUAAUUUGACGGCGAUGGUGCGGAGCCGCACCGAACCUUCAAUGAGCGGCUAUGCCAAAUUCGCCGGCCUGACCAUCUCGCGACCUGGCAAAUAUCGCAUCCGCGUCAUGCUCAGCACGUCCUCCGUGAACGGCGUUAUGACCAAGGAAUGUGUUGAUUCGGGAGUUAUCCAUGUGCACGCCGCUGCGCCGGCAGCCCAAAGGCCAAGUGGGUCACUCUCGUUUCUGUCCCUUUUAUCCUAUCCUAUCAAUCCAAUGACCCUACAUGGGUCUCGGCCUUUUGUCUCCACUCUCCUUUUCCCAAAAGCCUUUCUCGCCGCGAUGAAUAACGCCGUGGUAUUGGGUGCUUUCCGGGACUUGGGAGUGUUCCCCCCUGCGAUUGCCGUUUCUGGACACUUGCUGAUGUUUAGAAAAACUCUAGCUCCCACCACGGUGGCAACAUUGCAACGGCUGACGGCUGAAAAUUUGGAUAUCACAGUGGCGGAUAUCGCGAAAUGGCAGAGUGCGUAA